Agrilus planipennis (emerald ash borer) is the source of this 2351-nucleotide messenger RNA. RefSeq names its product pentatricopeptide repeat-containing protein 1, mitochondrial. The transcript is spliced from 4 exons. Gene Ontology annotation, biological process: tRNA 3'-end processing. The record is from RefSeq and is a predicted model, not a curated record. The coding region runs from base 277 to 2229 and encodes 650 amino acids. Gene Ontology annotation, molecular function: protein binding; tRNA binding. NCBI's taxonomy places the organism in Eukaryota, Metazoa, Arthropoda, Insecta, Coleoptera, Buprestidae. Gene Ontology annotation, cellular component: mitochondrial matrix.
GCGCUGGUUUAAAGCAUAGAUAAGAGAUAUGUAAAUAAUACUAACCCCAACUUACGCUACACAGUUAACCUCUUUAUUUGUGAUUUUGAGAAAUGGAAUGUGGUCCAUUUGGCUUUAUUAAGUAGUUUUAUAAAGAAAGAGAAGUUUAUUUACAUUUUAUCCAGUUAAAAUGAAUACAGUGCGAUAUGUUUAAAUGUAAAUUAUUCGAAUUGUAAGCGUUGAAAUUAAUGACUUCAACAACGCAGAUUGUUUAAACUAGUGAUUAUAAUAAGCAAAAUGAUCAAACAGUCAUUAAUUUCUUACAGAAAUUUGCAAUGUGGAAUUACAGCGGCCGCAAAUAUUUUGCACAGAACAAAACAAUUAAAUCAUGCCUGUUUGUACUGUAGUACAAAAGCUAUUGAUGCUCAACACAUUACCUUUCUUGGUGCAAAACCUAAUUUCUACAAAAAGGAUAAUAUGAUUCGAGUUAAAGAUGAUCCGGAUACGUUUGGAUCUCAUAGUGAACAAGAACUUUUUAAUAGUGAUGAUGAGAAAGAAGAAAAAUAUCUCCAAGAAAAGCCUUUACCAUCUACAAAGUUAAGAACAAAAAACUAUGCUGAUCUAAUUAAAAACUUUAUUAGAAAAAGAAAAAUUCAAGAAGCUAUAGAUGUAUUAGAAAUUAAAAUGUUAAAAGAAGACCGUGUUAAACCAGAAAAUUAUAUAUAUAGCUUACUUAUUGGAGCUUGUGGCAGGGUUGGAUAUACAAAAAAGGCCUUUUCAUUAUUUAACAACCUCAAAAAAAGAGGACUAAAGGUACACCCAAGUAUGUAUACAUCUUUAUUUAAUGCUUGUGCAAAUAGCCCAUGGCCUUUAAGUGAUGGUCUAACAAGAGCAAGACAUCUUCGUAAUUUAAUAAUUGAAAAAAUGUAUGAGCCAAAUGAAUCCAAUUAUAAUGCGAUGAUUAAAGCUUUUGGAAGAUGUGGAGAUAUACAUACAGCAUUUGGAAUUGUCGAUGAAAUGGUAUCUAAAAAGCUGCCAAUUAAAGCUGAUACUUUAAAUUUCUUACUUCAAGCUUGUAUCAGCAAUAAAGAGGCUGGAUUUCGUCAUGCAAUUUUAGUGUGGCACAAACUUAUUAAAAGUGCUAUAAGUCCUAAUUUAUUCACCUUUAAUUUAAUGUUACGUUGCAUACGAGAUUGUGAAAUUGGUGAUUUAGAAGUAACCAAAGAUGCAAUAGAAAAUAUAAUCAGCACUAAUAAGAAAUCACUUGAUAUUAAUCAGACAGACCUGAUAGGAUCAAGUAGUGAACAUACAACUGUUUUAACAUUGCCUGUUAAAUGCAGUGAUGAUAAUAAUUUUCAAGACCUUGUAGUUCCAUCAUUUGCAGAAAAUAGACCAAAUCUGAUGUCUGAGACACCACAUCUAGGGAAUAUUAUAGCAUUAUCUGAAAUAAAGACCCCUCAAGAUAGGUUUCUUUUGGUUGGUGGAUUAUCAGGGUUUAUAGAUAAUAUGAUAAGUUACAAUUGCACACCAGAUAUUAAGACAUGUACACAAAUUUUAGAUAAUAUUCCAAGCACACUUGCUGCAGAAAAAGAAUUACUACAGUAUAUGAGAAAGUUAGACAUUAAGCCUGACAUUGAUUUUUUUAAUAUGCUUAUUAAAAAAAGAAGUUUACGAUUUGAUUAUCAAAGUGCUCGGGAAGUUCUAACAAUGUUGGAUACAAACAAAUUAAGACCAGAUUUAGUAACAUACGGAGUUUUAGCAUUGGGAUGUAAAACUAGAGAAGAAGCCUUAUCUUUUAAAGAAGAAAUGAAUAAGAAAAGAUAUCGGUUAAAUAUACAAAUAUUGGGAGCAAUGUUACAUCAAGCAUGCCACCAUAAUGAUUUUCAGUAUGUUUUGGAAUUGAUGGAGAUUUGUGUUAGGGAUAACAUAAAACCAAGCGGUAAAUUUAUGGAAAAACUUGUAGAAUUUAAAAAAAAGAAUAAGAAGAUAUCUAACGAUAAGAGUAAUCCUGUAUCGGAUAGUGAAUCGUUUAAAAAAGGUUGGAAGAUAUUUAAAAUGAGGUACAAAAGUUGGCUGAAGGAGGUUACCUUUGAUAGUGAAGAUGAAAUUCAUCCAUGGCAGCAAUUUAGGGAAGAAGUCAAGACAGACGUAAAUCAUUACAGAGAUAGAGAUGUAAAAACAAGAUUCAAGCCUCGUCAUUUAUCUUUAUUUAAGCAAAAAACUUCUAAAAAAGCUUCUGUUCGUAAUUAAUACUAUUAGCAAAACAACUAGCUAGUAGGUAAAUAGUGUUGUUUGAUAAGUUGAAAAGUUUAUUUUAAUCGUAUCUGUUAAUUUUUUUUUAUUAUACAUGAAAUAAAAGUGAAAAAUAAAUA